UGUGCGCGCGCGAAGCCAAGAAGAAGGCAAAAUGGCGGAAUACAAGGGAGCUGCGAAAGAAGGCGCUAGGGCCAUGGCCCUGAUGAAAAAACGAGAAAAAAUGAAAGCUGAUAUUGAAGCUGCCAAGAACAAGAUAUCUGAGAAUCACAAGAUUGCAGAUAUUAGCAACAAGUUUUCAUCUCACUAUGAUGUAGUUGAGCAGCAGCUCAAGUCAAGUACUAUAGGUUUGGUGACCCUGGAUGAAAUGAAGGCCAAACGUGAGGAUUUGGUGCGAGAGCAUGAAAAGCAGCUGGCUGCUAAACUUAAAUCUGAUGAAGCUGAAGGGGAAUCUGCAAAAAGAAAACAGAAAAAAGCCAAGUUGAAGCCUUCCUCUGCAUUGUCAUUUAAUCUUGACGAGGAUGAAGAGGAAGAGGAAGUUGUCCCAUUAAAAAAGAAGAAACCAGGAAAAAAUCCUGAUGUGGAUACAUCAUUUUUGCCUGAUAGAGAAAGAGAGGAGAUAGAAAGGCAAGAAAGAGAAAAGAUCAGACAAGAAUGGGUGGAGAAACAAGAGAAAAUUAAAAAUGAAGAUGUGGAAAUCACAUACAGCUACUGGGAUGGAUCAGGACAUAGACGAACAAUAAAGAUGAAGAAAGGUAACACAAUCUCACAGUUUCUCCAAAAAGGCAUAGAGCAACUCCGGAAGGAUUUUACUGAAUUUAGGACUGUGAGUACUGAAAACCUAAUGUAUAUCAAAGAGGAUCUCAUCAUACCACAUCACUACUCGUUUUAUGACUUCAUUGUGAACAAGGCUCGUGGUAAGAGUGGACCAUUGUUUAGUUUUGAUGUCCAUGAAGAUGUCAGGAUGAUCAGUGACGCCUCUGUGGAAAAAGAUGAGUCGCAUGCAGGAAAAGUGGUUCUUCGUUCAUGGUACGAGAGAAACAAACAUAUUUUCCCCGCCAGUAGGUGGGAGCCUUAUGAUCCUGAGAAGAAAUGGGAAAAAUACACUAUCUCAGAUGCGCCGGCAAAAAGUACCUAAGACAGACGUCAACAUUUUAGUGCCUUCCGUCACUAAGGAGCUUAUGGAGAAAUGAAAUACGCCGUCGCUCACUUCUUGUUUCACGAGUCCUUAAAAACGCUUUGUAAAUAAAUAAAGAUUGCUUGGAUAAUAUUUUGA
Messenger RNA from Orbicella faveolata, 1153 nucleotides. Its product is annotated as protein FAM50A-like. Lineage: Eukaryota; Metazoa; Cnidaria; Anthozoa; Scleractinia; Merulinidae. Gene Ontology annotation, cellular component: nucleus. Gene Ontology annotation, biological process: chromatin organization. The record is from RefSeq and is a predicted model, not a curated record.